GUGAGCAGCAGAGCGGAGUCAGUCGGUGUUAUGCCGUUGCGAUAGUUUGAGUCGCUAUAUCAAGAACGUAUACGUCUACAAUAAGUAGCCCAAGUCUGUGCUUCUAUACUAUCCCCGUAUAUAUUAAACCAUCGUAUCGUGCAUUUUACAAAAGUGUAUAUGCAAAAAUGAUAUUUGAUAAAAAACUAUCAUUAUCAUCAUUAUAAUAUGUUUUUAAACUGAUAAGUGGACAGUGUAGAUCCUAUCGUUGGAAGUGCCGUUGUUUUUUUUUAUUAUGUUCUUGUGUGAUCGCAGUGUGUCUAACGCAUUAAUGUAAUGAUAAAUUAAUAUAUUACACAUUUAUACAUAGACAAGGCACCAGUGCAUAAAAUAAUAAAAUUUUGGACUUUCAUAUGAAAAGUGUAUUUACGAUGCAAAAAUUCGCUGGUUAAAUGCACGUCUGUGGUGCGAGUGGACAUCAGAGUAAUGUAAGUGUGCUGGCUCGAGUACUUUCACCAGGGAGGUGAGUGAGCAGCAGAAGUAUCAGGACAGUGCACUACCCCGUUGUAUAUGUACGUCAGUGAUAUCAAUAGUGGUGCAAACUGUUGACCCACCGUCCACCCCUCAGCCCACACCCCCUUCCUUACUCAGUGCUGUACGCUACAGUUUACUGUAGAGACUACCUCGUGCGUGCUUCGCAAUCGUAUACCGAGUGAUCUCGCGUUUGAUGAUACAACUGUGAGUUCAGUGUGCACGAGAAAGGGAUCGCAAGCCCGAGUACUUGGUACUUGCAACAGUUAUUUAAUAAAUAGCAAGGAAAACAGUGCUCCGAGCGUGCACGAGGAUUUAACAAAAAAAGUAUCAGCGACAAGAAAUAUAGCACCCAACUCGCGGCAGCCGCGCGCUCGCGGCGCCCGAGGGCCGCCUAUCGAAGAGAUGGUCGUUGCCCAAUGUCUCCAGACCGAGCGCUGUUCGGAGAUCUCCAGCUCCCCGUGCUUCGUGAGUUCCUCCACGCAAUAUCACAGUUGUGCAAUGAUGGGUCUGCAGGCCACCUCAGGAAAACGUAAGCUCGAGGGCGGAGUUGUGGGCUGCAUGGAUUUCGACAUGGAACUGGGCGAGAGCCCAUCUAAAGUCGGCCGCGUCGAGGCGAGCUGGUGGGCCAUGGACGACGGCUACAGCGCCAGUUCGCCCACGGCCUCCUACUACGACAUGGAGGUUGCGGCGCCCUCCUGCCUCCAAUCCAGCACCUCGUGCCAGCUCAACGGCAGCUCCGGACCGACCUUGCCCACCAACAGCGCACCCUCGCCGUCCAGCCCCGCCCAGCAAUCGGCUCAUAGCACGGGGCCUCAGCCUGGCACGCCACCCCACCACAACCACCACCACCACCACCAAUCUCACCACCAACAGCCGACCAGUCAGCAGCACUACUAUCCACGGCCCGGCACGCCCCAGGUCUACACGACGCCGACCCAGCCGAGCCCCCAGCAGCAGCAAGUGACGCAGCAACAGCUCUCGAGGUCCCAGCAACAGCCCGGCCAGUGGGGCCACCACGCGGCGGCCCCCCACCAUUACGAGCCGCCCACGAUACGCAGGGAGGAGAACGGCAAGAGCUACCUCGAGCUGGGCUCGAGCUACCGGGCGAACGAGCGCUGCUGCGAGGGCUCGCGCUCGAGCUGGUGUAGACGCGGCCGGGCCUGCUACAGGCAGCGACGCAACGCCGUCUGGAGCAUCUCGAUGGUGAAGCUCUCGAGGUUCCGGCAGUUCCCCGACCCAAGCCUCCACCGCUCGGUCCUCAUCUGCAACACCCUGAGGUACCUCGAGCGCGAGAUGGAGCGCGACCGCAGUCCCCCGCCCGUCGAGCCCGUCAUGCCCAUGAUGCCCAUGAUGACCCAGCUCCAGCCCCCCGAACAAGGUAGGCUAACACCCUUCCCGGUCCACCAACUCAGUUCCUCCAUGUCCGUCUCCGAGACUGACGUGGACUCGGGGAUCGGCGACAACGACGACAGCCGCUCCAUCAACUGGGGUAGCGUGCUCUCUCUGAGCAGCCAAUCGCCCCUCGACCCCCUCAACAACAACGAGCUCCUGGACGUCGACAUCGGCCCCGAGCUCGAUCUCGACUUUAUGCCCGGCUGGAAGCUCACCAGCGCGACGACCACGUCGAACACGACGACGACGAACUCGACGACGCAGCAUCAGUUGACGACGACGACGACGACGACGGCAACGACGACGCAGCUGCAGCAGCACCAUCACCAGACGAUGGACGAGCAUCAGCUCCAGAGUUCGGUCGUGAGCAGCAGCAAUCACCACCACCACCACCACCACAGUCUGACGACGAUCGGCAGCAACGGUGGCAGCAGCAGCACGACGCACGAGUCGCUCAUGUGCGUUGGCUCAUAGCCCCCGACGAUACUCACGUCGUUGAGUCACCUCAUCGACUUUUACCCCCUCGCACCUUAAGGGACACAGGCUCCGUGUGAUAUACAUAAUUAUCGUGAUGAUUGCUACGACAAUGACGCAGUUGUUGUCGUCGACGUAAAUAGAUAACGAAGGUUGCAAGUCGGUAGUAAAAAAGGGAGAGAGACACGAGGGGGGGGGGGGCAACUGAUAAUGCGAGCGCGUGUUAUUGUUAAUGUUGAUGUUGAUGUUGAUAUUUGUUACGAGACCGUCCACGAUAUGUGCAGCGUAUAUAUUAUAUUAUAUAGGCAUUGUUUCGAGGGCGCCAUGACGCGCCCCCGUCCCAGUAUAAUAUUAUGGUGAUGCAGGUAUCGGCCGUUGUCCGACCCGUGUGUCCGGGCGAUCCUCUAUCUCUCUCUCCCCUCGUCGUCUACUUCGUUUCUCCCGAGGCCUUCGCGCGACAGCGUCCGGACGCUCCGUUGGGGGGGGGGGAGGGGGCUAAGAUUCGCCGCUGUUCCACACCCUGGCGAAAUUUUCACACGAGUUUUGUACAUAUUAUAUGGCUCUCCCGGACGUGAGAGGAAGCCCAGGCGAGGCGCCGGCCCGGGAGCACUAAAAGGCCGAGCUUAUCCGAGCGGGCGUUGUACCGCAAGGGACGCCAAACCGGCGGAUCGACCGCGCGAUAUCCUCGUCGUACGUGCGACCACACACGUAAAAGCGAACGCUCGUUUUUAAUGCACACGUAAACAGUAUAUGUAUAUAUACAUAACACAUGAAUACACAUGUAUGAAUAUAUACGUACAGAUAUUUAUUAAUUGUUCGUGUCAAUUAAAAAACACACGCAGCUCCGAUAGUUCUUACCGCGACGAUCCUUCCUAGAUUUGUUUCUGCGAUGGUCUCUUGUACUUUAUGACUGAACGAGAGUGAUUGAGCGAGAGAAUGCAUGCAGUCCCAAGGGAAACACCGAUUCUUCUCCACACCGAUCAUGUACAUAUAUUUUACAACUUUUUUUUUUUUUUUUUUUUUUUUAUCAGUUAUAUCGUUUUCAAAGCUCCUCUUCGAUCGGCGUUUUUUCGAAUCGCGCGGCGUUCGGGCGAAUAUAAAUAUAUACACAUACCCACCUCGGGGCUCUCAACGUGAAACUCGCCCCCGGGCCGGCGAUGCGUUAUCACAUCCUCUUGGUACAUCAUCGUCGUGUGCGUAAAUAAUCGACAUCGCUCGCCUAGCCGGCGAACGUUGGGAGCCCCGUCGCUUUUCGAUGAUUAGGUUAUCAUCGCGGCGUUCGGGUGGAAAGCAACGCGCGAGAUAUAUACGUCUUGUGAUUAUUAACAUUAAUCUCCUGAUUUUUUCUUUUUUUCUUUUUUUUUUUUUUUUUUUACUUUUUAUUCCCCUCGUACUAUAGCUAAUUGUAAAACACACGCGAUACUUCCCGACGAACAGAGAUGGCUUCUUGCGGAGUCUCAGCCCCAAGGAUCAUUUUAUUUUUAUGUUUUUACGUACAAAGUUUUUGUAUUCACAUAUACAAAAUACGAAUAUUUUUUUAUUGUUUUCGAACAACCCACAUAGAGCAACGAAUCGAUGUGACGUGAAUUUCGAGUCUCCGCAAGAUUCGUGUACACUUUGCACCUCGUAACGAUAAAGAUAGACGAAAGGCAUGGUGCUAGGAAGUCUUGCCCUGGUGCUGCGUGAAAAAAAAAAAAAAAAAAAACUUUUGUCCAUACACAAGUCCGUAUGUAUGUUACAAAUGUACAUAUGUGGAAAAAAAAAAAAAAGUAUAAGGAUGUCGUUAAAGUUUCUUCUUUUCCAUCUCGUUUACCGCUACCGAUCCUUUCGGUACUUUGUUUUGUCAUUCGUACGAGAUGUACAUAUGUACAUACAUCGAUUGUUUUUAUGGUUAAAUGAGACAUUUCUCGUACCCCGAGGAAGUGCAAGGGAGUGGACGCGAGAGCAAAAUCCUCGGCGAAUAAUUGAUCUCACGCAGCCGGAACGAAAAAAAAUUGUCUCGCGCGCUUGAUCCCUCGCGUCCGCCAAACUCUUUCGCGUGCAUUUUCACAGACUACUCGCCCUGAUUUACUUAAACUCGAUGUGAUUUCUAACGAAUUUCCUUUUUACCUUCUUUUAUUUACUCGCAUCAGCCGAACUGAACGUAUUUCAUAUACUUAACAAAAUGCACCGAUGGCCAAGUUUGAGACGCGUAUCCUUACCGGCACACGAAACACAUUCGCACACACGUCGGAUCGACAUUUUAUUUUUCAACCAGUGAAGAAAAAAAAGCAAAAACACCGAGAGAUAAUCGUCUCACCGUAUCCACACAUGUAUACGCUUCCACAACCAGACACACACUCGAGUAAUGAUAAUCUUCCGCGACCCGACAAAUGCGAGGACUUUACGAAAGGACAACAAGAACAGGACGCUCUCUUUCUCCCGACGUUGUGUCGGUGCGUAGAGCAAUAUUAAGUACAUAUGAAAAAAAAAGCGUCGCUUUUGUGGCAAGAGUCUUUGCACCCUCGACUCCCGCAAGGAGAUGUAUAUCCUGUGUAGGUCGCCGCUAGGCUUCCAAGAGAUCGGGUCGUCAUCGUGUCAGUUUGGCACUGAAAACUCGUGUACGAAAGCUCACGUGUAUGCGCGCGAAAACCUAGCAAUACUCAAGCAAAAAAAAAAUA
Copidosoma floridanum is the source of this 5039-nucleotide messenger RNA. It is a transcript of the gene tara, whose product is annotated as SERTA domain-containing protein 2 taranis. Gene Ontology annotation, cellular component: nucleus. The record is from RefSeq and is a predicted model, not a curated record. Gene Ontology annotation, molecular function: transcription regulator activity. Lineage: Eukaryota; Metazoa; Arthropoda; Insecta; Hymenoptera; Encyrtidae.